UGAACAAUGAGCAUGCGGCAAUAAAUUUGGCUGGAAAGAGACUUGUGAUCACGAGUGCGGCUGUACGAGAUAAGCCACGGAGGCGCCUGCGUCCUGAAGGACCUCUUAGGCCUCCGGACCACUGACGUCUGGUCGACGGGACUCAGUCAUGCCGAACCCACGCCUCGUGUCCUUCUUCAUCUCCCUGUCAGUCACGUGCUGCUGCUGCAACCCGCACGCCCGACCCCUUCCCGAGGGCCACAUCGCCCGAGCCGCUGUCCUGCACUCCACGGGUAAUUCGAGCCACGUGGUCCAGCGACGGUCCAUCGCAUCAGCCUCUCCAGCCGCCCUCAGCAAAAACAUCUCAUUGGUGUUGGAGAAUCUGCUCAAGAACUAUGAAAGCAGUCAACUUCCAACGCACCGGAAAGGCGAGCCAACGAUUGUGAAAACCAACAUUUUGAUCCGCAGCAUGGGCCCUGUUUCUGAGCUUGAUAUGGAGUACUCGAUGGACUGCUACUUCCGGCAGUAUUGGCGAGACCCGCGUCUCAGUUUCCAGGGUCCCAUCCAGAGUCUGAGCCUCAAUAUCAAGAUGCUGGAACGCAUCUGGCGGCCAGACACUUAUUUCUACAAUGGAAAGAAUUCGUAUGUGCACACCAUCACUGUUCCCAACAAACUGCUGCGGCUCUCUCAGAAUGGUGACAUUCUUUAUUCAAUGAGGCUCACAGUUAAGGCUAAGUGCCCCAUGGAGCUUCGAAAUUUCCCCAUGGACCGUCAGUCAUGCCCGCUGAUCUUGGGAAGCUACGCUUACACUACAAAGCAACUGCAGUACCAGUGGAAAUCCGGCGCGAGUGUGAGUUUUGAGCCCGGACUGUCCCUUUCGCAAUUCGACCUGAUGGGCAGUCCUCAAAGGAAUUCCACUUAUCGACGCAGGGAAGGUGUAUUUAGUGUGCUGCAGGUUAACUUUAAUCUCCAGAGGCACACUGGGUACUUCCUGAUUCAAGUGUACGUGCCAUGCAUUUUGAUCGUGGUGCUCAGUUGGGUCUCGUUUUGGAUCCACCGUGAGGCAACAAGUGACAGAGUUGGUCUAGGAAUCACCACCGUGCUGACCUUAUCCACAAUCAGCCUAGACAGUCGGAAAGACUUGCCCAAAGUGAAAUACGCCACGGCCCUUGACUGGUUCCUGCUAAUGAGCUUUUUCUACUGCAUCGCGACUUUACUUGAAUUCGCCGGCGUCCAUUAUUUCACAAAAGUGGGAUACGGUGAAAUUCCUGUGGACGAGGAAGAAUGGGACGACAUUGAAGGCCCGAGGAUCGAUGACGCGGUGAUUGUGAUGGGGUCCGUUGGCAUGUUGGAGCAGAGGCGACGCGGAUCACUCAUUUGUCCUAUUUACAAGGAUGGUCCACCGCAAAAUGAUACGCCGAAAAGAAGCACCAUGGAGCGCCAGACACAGACCGAGCGUCGCAUUCCGGGUUGGAGACAAGUUCUGUUUUGUCUGACAGGAAAUGACAAAUUUCGUCGGAUGCGUCAAAGGGCGGCUGGGCAGCAGGGGCCAGGAAUCAUGAACAGCGUUUCAAAGAUUGACCAAUUUGCGCGUGUAAUGUUUCCAGCGUCGUUUUUCUUCCUCAACUUCUUGUACUGGCUCGGUUACGUUGCCCUGGCUGACGAGUUCAAGUGGCGAGAGCCACCUCCAUCCAUUAUUGUAGCCAAUCAAAAUUAAUUUGUAAUAACUGCACCUUUGAUAAAUUGAGUUUGAUUGAAAUCGAGCUUAAAUAUUUAAAAAAAAUAGCGUAAUAUUAAGUACGCUUUGAUGUUGAAUACAAUUUUUUAUAUUAAAUUUUCAAACAAGAUAACUAACUUUAUUGUACAAAAUUAGCAAAUUAUAAAUGUACAGAUUUUGGUAAAUAUUAAUUGUUCAUUUAUUAAUUGAAAUGAAUAAAGAAAUGCAAGUGUUGGUGUUGAAUUAUUGUUCAUUUUUAUUCACCCAACUAUCUCAUUGUUACAAUUAAGUGUUGAUGAGACACGUGUACGAUGAACGCGAGAUUGGAAUCCAGAGUUAUCAGCAAUGGAAAACAGGA
Neocloeon triangulifer is the source of this 2054-nucleotide messenger RNA. RefSeq names its product gamma-aminobutyric acid receptor alpha-like. Gene Ontology annotation, biological process: nervous system process; signal transduction; regulation of membrane potential. Bases 149 to 1696 code for a protein of 515 amino acids. NCBI's taxonomy places the organism in Eukaryota, Metazoa, Arthropoda, Insecta, Ephemeroptera, Baetidae. The transcript is spliced from 11 exons. The record is from RefSeq and is a predicted model, not a curated record. Gene Ontology annotation, cellular component: neuron projection; synapse; membrane. Gene Ontology annotation, molecular function: GABA-A receptor activity; extracellular ligand-gated monoatomic ion channel activity; neurotransmitter receptor activity.